AUGAGUGAGGAUAGCACCGAGAAGAUUGUUGAGCAGCAGUCGUUGAAGGCGCCGCGGCCGUCGUCUCCGCGGAAGUUUUUCGCUCGGAUUUACGGUCAUUUGGAGGAGGAGAAGAAAUGUGAGGUGGAGAGGCAGGAGUUGGAGUGCGAGUCGUCUUCUGACGUGGAGGUGGAGGAGAGCGACGGGCCGCAGCCGCAGCAGGAGCUGCCGAUGUGGCCGCCGCCGCCGCUGCCCGUGUACCCGCGCCCGAUGCUGCUGCCGCAUCAGCAGCUGGCUUUUGGUGCUGGUCUAGCAGCUUUCCUGGCUCGUAGACGUCGAAAAGAGAGUCGACCCCGGCGGCAAAGGACUACAUUUUCUGCACACCAGACCCUGAGACUUGAGCUGGAAUAUGCGAGAGGAGAAUAUGUGGCUAGAGCGAGAAGGUGCGAACUUGCUGCAGCCUUGUCACUGAGCGAGACGCAAGUCAAAAUAUGGUUUCAGAACCGAAGAGCGAAAGACAAAAGAAUUGAAAAGGCGCAUCUUGAUCAGCAAUACAGGCACUUAGCGGCAGCUUCAGGCCUAUUUCCGACGGUGUUAGGAGCGCCCUACUGUCCUACCCCUUGUCCGUGCCUACCAGUGCAUCCACCAGCUCUAGAUAAAUAAAAAUAAGCAUAUCGUAAUGUAAUAUUUGUAGGAAAAUGUAUUAUCAGUUGUUGUACAACUUGUACAUUAUGUCAAACUAAAAUUAAUUGGCAAAUAGAAAGAAAGAAACAUUUAUUACGAUUAUCUUGAUUUAAAAAAAUACGAGACGUUAAAAAUUUAUCAGUCAUAAUAUGUUUUUUAAACUACUUAAAAGUUCAGUUUAAAACUUAUUUGCUCUAGUCAAAAAUUAAUUUUAGUAACAUGUGACGUCAAAUGGAUAAUAAUCGUCAACAUUAACAAAUCGUCGCCGAUUAGUUAAGUACUUAUCG
This is a messenger RNA of Ostrinia furnacalis (Asian corn borer), 950 nucleotides long. RefSeq names its product transcription factor rough (gene ro). Gene Ontology annotation, molecular function: DNA-binding transcription factor activity, RNA polymerase II-specific; DNA binding. Lineage: Eukaryota; Metazoa; Arthropoda; Insecta; Lepidoptera; Crambidae. Gene Ontology annotation, biological process: regulation of DNA-templated transcription. The record is from RefSeq and is a predicted model, not a curated record. The transcript has 4 exons. Bases 1 to 642 code for a protein of 213 amino acids.